GUACGCCCCCCAGGUGGUCACACCCGAGCUCAACGCGCUGCUGGUGGAGGCUGGAGCGGCUGUGAUUCCGAGUCAGGGCGCUUCAGAAAGGCCCAAUCAAAGGGAGCAAUGCGGCACCGCGUGCUGGCAGGGCUGAAGGAGGUGGGGCAGGCGGUGCGCAGUGGGAGGGCCAAGUGUGUGGUGCUGGCGCCUAACGUGGAGGAGGUGAGUGGGGCAGGUGAGGAGAGGGGGAUGAGGGGAGGGUGGUGA
This is a messenger RNA of Closterium sp. Naga37s-1, 249 nucleotides long. NCBI's taxonomy places the organism in Eukaryota, Viridiplantae, Streptophyta, Zygnematophyceae, Desmidiales, Closteriaceae. The record is from the annotation of a GenBank genome assembly.